UUAAUUAUUUUAUUUUAAAUGAAGGUGGGUAGGGGGUGGGGUAAGUGAACCAACAGCCGCAGCAGCUUAUCUUCCAAGAAUAACAUCACCAUAAUCAUCACCAUCACCCUUCUUCCUUCAUGCACACUUACCACCACCACCAUCACCAAUAAUUUUAACACCCCAAAAGAAAAAGAACAAAAAAAAAAACGUUCUUGAUAUUUUGUCGGUGUUACAAAAACUGAGAAGCUAUCGAGAGUUUUUUGUUUGGUUAGAACAGAGCAAGUAACCUCUGUAUCUGAUAAAUCCCUGUCUUGGUUUUCUUUUAUGUCCGAGAUUCUUCGAUAGAAUUCCGACAAACUGUCAGCUUCCAUUCCAUGUUAAGGCUACGUGCUGUCGUUGUUUGAUGGAGGCGCAACCUUGAUUCUUUAAUCGUACUGAAAAAGAAAGUCCCUUUUAGAUUUGAUCCGUAACUAUGCGAAAUAAAUCCGUGUUUUUCUUCUUCCUUGUUGAAAUUAGCACAAGGUGUUUGAUAAAAAGUGGCAACCAUUUCGAUUUGCAAAUCCGAUUCUGUGUAUCCAUCAAAUUAACUUAAAAUUGCUUGCUGUCCGUAUUAUUAUGCUGUCAUUGCUGUAAAUUUGUUUCUCCUCAAUUUUCGUGCUAUUUUAGGUGAAUUCUGCAUUUUGCUGAAAAAAAUACGUGCUAUUAGUUUGUUUGUUUCUUCACUUUCAAGCGAUUUCUGUGCUUAUUUUCAGUGAAUUCUGCAUAUAUUCGUGCCUCAUUUUCAAUUUUGCUGAAAAAAACAUGUUGUUUUUGGUUAUAGUAGAGUAGUAGAUUUGUUCAAGUAUGGUGAAGGAGAAAGAGAGAGAGAAAGCAAAUGCUAGUUCACCAGACACGGUUCUUGAGGAUUUCUUGAGAACUGCAGAAUCUCAAACUGAUUCCUCAAAAGCAAGCACCUCGGAAUCCCUAGUAGAGAUCGAUCCUAAGCCGGUCUCGCGACUGGCCGGAUUUUUCCAGUUGUUGAGAUUCAAAUCCAAACGGCAGCUAGCCACAUUGCAGCCCCGCAACGCGCUUGGAUUGUCGAAAAGAUUUAGCAGUAGCUUUAGGGAGCAAGUUAGUAUCGCGCCCAACGCCCUUCUUGAUACGAAUUUGAACUAUUUUAAGCCUCAAUGGAAGAACUUUAGCUUGUUAGAACUCCAAACAGCGACCAGCAACUUUUGUCAAGGUUAUCUGAUCGGAAAGGGCGGUUAUGCUGAGGUGUAUAGAGGACGUUUGCGUGGGGGGCAGCUCGUUGCCAUCAAACGCUUGACAAAAGGAGCUAUGGAAGAAAGAAUUGCAGAUUUUCUCACAGAGCUCGGGAUAAUGGCGCACGUGAAUCAUCCCAAUACUGCUAAAUUGAUAGGUUAUGGUGUUGAAGCUGGAGUGUACCUUGUUCUCGAGUUAUCUCCCCUUGGAAGCUUGGCUUCUAUGCUUCACAAUCCAAGGGAGAAGGUGGAAUGGAGUACUCGUUACAAGGUGGCGUUGGGAACGGCUAAGGGGUUGUUGUACCUUCACGAGGGCUGCCAAAGGCGGAUCAUUCAUCGUGAUAUUAAGGCUGCAAACAUAUUGCUUACUGAGGAUUUUGAACCUCGGAUAUGUGAUUUUGGCCUCGCGAAAUGGCUACCGGACCGAUGGACUCACCUCACCGUUUCAAAAUGUGAAGGCACUUUUGGUUAUCUAGCUCCCGAGUUCCUAAUGCAUGGAAUAGUCGACGAGAAAACUGAUGUAUUCGCCUUUGGCGUGCUGCUGUUGGAACUCAUCACUGGGCGCCGCGCCCUUGAUUAUUCGCAGCAAAGCCUUGUUAUUUGGGCUAAGCCUCUGCUGAAGAAGAACAAAAUCCAUGAGCUCAUCGAUCCAUCGCUUGCUGAAAACUACGACGCCAUGCAAAUGAAUCUCGUGAUCCUGGCAGCCUCGUUAUGCGUCCAGCAAUCCUCGAUCAAGCGGCCACGAAUGAGCCAGAUUCUGUUGCUUCUGAGAGGGAGCUGCGGCAGCCUAGACCUGAUCAGGAAAUGCAAGAAGCUGUCAAGCUGGAAGAAGUACUACAAGGAGCUCUUCAGCGCCGAGAGGUACAGCUUCGAUGGCCUUAACGCGCGAACGCGUUCGGCCCUCGAAGCUUAAACCGGUACCACCAAUUUUGUUUCGAGUGCAAUUAGGCAUGUUUUGGACCAUCCGAAUAUAUACAAAGUUUUAUGUGAUUAAUAGGGUAAAGAUUUAUAGGACAAAUUAGCAAUUACAUUAGUACAAUGAUGAUUGCCUGGAAAUGGCAGCUACAAAGGGCAAAAAUAAAGGUAGCUGUUAUGAUACAUAUGUAAUUGUACAUAUGAUUUUAUUUGUAUUAGUAUAUUUAUAUAAUUAUAUGUUAGAAUGUAUGUUCGACUA
This is a messenger RNA of Salvia miltiorrhiza (redroot sage), 2397 nucleotides long. RefSeq names its product receptor-like cytosolic serine/threonine-protein kinase RBK2. Lineage: Eukaryota; Viridiplantae; Streptophyta; Magnoliopsida; Lamiales; Lamiaceae. The coding region runs from base 826 to 2136 and encodes 436 amino acids. The record is from RefSeq and is a predicted model, not a curated record. Gene Ontology annotation, molecular function: ATP binding; protein kinase activity. The transcript has 8 exons. Gene Ontology annotation, biological process: protein phosphorylation.